AUGAGCGACAGUGAAGACUUCACGGCGCCCACAAGUUGGUGGUUCGCAUCCACGGCAUGUCCCUUACUAGCGGCCACCUUCGGACCUGUUGCCAGCGCCUUCAGCAUUUGUGCCUUGGUCUAUCACUGGCGAGAGUAUAUCCCACCUGGCACUUUAGAGGCAUCCGGCCGCAAGGUUCUCGAUCCCAGCUGGCUUCUUGCUUUGAAUGCUCUUUCUCUGGUCUGCGCGCUGGUUGGCAAUGUAGCGCUGCUACUCAACAUGACCAGAAGGCUCAAGUUCUCUACGGCGCAGCCCAYCACCAUUUCGGGCUUCUUCCUUGCAGGAGUACUUUUGAUAGCAGACAUGGCUGCGUUGACCUCUCUCCCUGCUCACUACGACACAGCCACUUCCCCAAAGGUUCCAGGUGCAAGAUUCACACUGACCGGAGCUUUCUACUUCGCAAUCUUUGCGGCCACAUUGUACAUCAUUAUUGGUCUGCUAAUGUGUCUUACUGUACACGGAGCUCACAAGCGRUACUAUCCAAAAGACUUCAAUCUUACGCCCGCCCAGAGAACGUUAAUGAUUCAGACCAUGGGCUUCGUUACUUAUUUACUGCUCGGUGCAUUGGCACUCAGCAAAWUUGAGGGCUGGAGAUACCUUGAUGCAGUCUACUGGGCCGAUAUGACUUUGCUCACCAUUGGCUUGGGCGACUACUCGCCUCACACCACAGUUGGACGAGGUUUGAUUAUCCCAUUUGCCAUUGGUGGUGUGCUCAUGGUUGGUCUCGUCAUUGGAAGCAUUCGAUCCCUUGCACUGGAGCACGGGAAAGAAAAAAUGGUUGCGAGAAUCAUCGAGAAUAGGCGGGAGUCCGCUAUCCAUAGUGUGGACGGCCGGAAACAGACCAUCAAGAUUUCAUGGUUUGCGCGGGCCGACUUUAGCACCGACCCAUCGCUGUCUCCGGCACAGAGAAGAGAGGAAGAAUUCAAAGUCAUGCGUCAAGUACAGAAAAGCGCAGAAACGGAGCGCGGCUAUGUUGCAUUGGCAACAUCKCUUGCCUUUGCACUCCUGCUUUGGUUCGCCGGAGCGGCGAUUUUUAUGGUUGCCGAGGAAAGACAGGGCUGGACUUAUUACCAAUCUGUUUACUUCACCUUCACUGCGCUGCUGACCAUUGGCUACGGCGACUUCACGCCCGAAUCGAACGCGGGAAAAGCUUUCUUCGUGCUUUGGUCGUUGCUCGCCAUUCCGUCAUUGACCAUCCUGAUCUCGGACAUGGGCGACACGAUCGUGAAAUGGUUCUCCGAUAUUGCUACCUGGAUCGGCUCUGUGACCGUUCUUCCUGAUCCAGGCGGCGCCAAAAUCACAGCGAAGGCCUUCCUGCAGCGAUUCGAUGAGAAGUGUGAGCAGAUCCUCUCCAAAUACACUCCGUUCGGUCGGAAGGUGGGCACGAAGCAUUUACACCGGAUGGACGCACGCGAGCACGAGGAGCUGAUGCUCAGAUCGCUUGCGGACAUGUUGGAGGCGCACGUCGAACAGGACGAAUACGACGAGGCCAUGAAUGCAGAGUUCAAAGGCGAAGUUCUUGAGCGCGACAUACACUUUUACAACUAUGUCCUGUCCAGGGAGCACCACAAAGUUCAGAAAGACAUUUUCGCCUCGCCUGCCAAGCAGUACUCAUGGAACGAGUGGGAGUACUUUCUCAAGUUGAUGGGCAGUGAAGAAGACCAACGAGACGUUCCGGGCACAGAGGAUGUCGAAGGUUUUGUUCCCGGGCCUUUGCAACCUGGAGCAAGCUUCCGCGAGCGAUCGACGACCGACGACAUGAUAACCGCAGAGGAUGAGGGAAAAGAUGGUGCUGUGGAUCGCAAAACCGAGCUCYGUACACACCACGCUCGGCAUGGUGAAGAGAGCAAGCAUAAGCUAAAGCUACGUCGUCGUCCAACAGAUGACCCUCUGUCGGAGUGGUCAUGGCUUUCUGAGCAGAGCCCAUUGAUGAGCAGCAAGACUGAAAGCGAAUGGAUCGCUGGUCGUCUCUCUGCCGCUCUGGUUCGGGAGAUGAACAGGCAGCGCAAAGGACAUAAGCGCCGGCCCCCUGUGAGUAUGGUACACCUUACCCACUCCAAAAAACUGUCUGAAAAGAGGGAGGAAACACAGCAAAAGUAG
Molecule: messenger RNA, 2139 nt
Organism: Ramularia collo-cygni
Lineage: Eukaryota; Fungi; Ascomycota; Dothideomycetes; Mycosphaerellales; Mycosphaerellaceae
Product: related to potassium channel
Exons: 2
Coding region: 1-2139 (712 amino acids)
Biological process (GO): potassium ion transmembrane transport; stabilization of membrane potential
Cellular component (GO): membrane
Molecular function (GO): potassium ion leak channel activity
Source: RefSeq, a predicted model, not a curated record